Messenger RNA from Ficedula albicollis (Collared flycatcher), 1471 nucleotides. It is a transcript of the gene TSPAN13, whose product is annotated as tetraspanin 13. Gene Ontology annotation, cellular component: membrane. The coding region runs from base 16 to 576 and encodes 186 amino acids. The transcript has 6 exons. The record is from RefSeq and is a predicted model, not a curated record. Lineage: Eukaryota; Metazoa; Chordata; Aves; Passeriformes; Muscicapidae.
CCUCUUAAACAAACAAUGAACAAACAUCUGGUGAGCCUGCUGCUGAUUGGAAUUGCAGCAUGGGGAAUUGGCUUCGGCCUCAUCUCUAGUUUCAAAGUUGUUGGAGUGGUAAUUGCAGUAGGAGUGUUCCUCUUCUUUAUUGCCUUAGUUGGAUUGAUUGGUGCAGUGAAACAUCAUCAAGUAUUGCUAUUCUUUUACAUGAUUAUUCUUCUGCUAGUGUUUAUUGUCCAGUUUUCUGUCUCCUGUGCCUGUUUGGCAUUAAAUGAGGAACAGCAGAGUGAACUUCUAGAGGUGGGAUGGACUAACACCAACAGCGCAAGAUCAGAUAUUGAGAGAAAUCUGAAUUGUUGUGGAUUCCGAGUUUUUUAUUCGAAUGCAACCUGCGCCGCUGAUUGUCUUAGGACUCUCCACUGUAGACCGUGUGCACCGAUAAUGGAGGAAUAUGCUGGAAUGGUGCUGAGAUUUGUCGGAGGGAUAGGACUCUUCUUCAGUUUCACAGAGAUUCUGGGAGUCUGGCUGACCUACAGAUAUAGGAACCAGAAGGAUCCCCGUGCAAACCCUAGUGCAUUUAUUUGAUAAGCUUAUAAAGGACUAAAUCUCUCUGCACCCUCUACUUAAAAAUACUGAUUCUCCAUAGUUUGGUAUUUCACCAUAAUAGGUAUUCUUCAUGUACCCAAAAUAAAACUCAAGUUCUGUAAGAAAUGUGUAGUUUUCAUAUUUAAUUUUUACUGUUUUUCUUCUAAGAAUCUCUAUCUUAAAGUAGAUGGGUGCAUUCAGUAGCUGGGCAGAGUUGAACUGCUGGUUAAGGCUUCGUUAAUUGAUAUGGUGAACUCUGUACAAUGAGUUUUAUAGCACUACUGGGUUAUCUGGUGUAAAAGAAAACCCCAGAGGUAUUUUCUGCUGUAUUCAUUGAUUACAAGAAUUCACAUGAAUUCUCAUUAAAAUGAUAAAAAUUUAUGGUGGAUGGUUGGGUAUGAUUUACUUAGGUUUUAGGAUGUACUCUUGUAAACUUUUUUGUCUCCCACUUUCCUGUUAAAAUAAAAAUAGAAACUAGAGAUGUUAUUUUCUAUAGUGCACAUAAGUGUAUGUUAAUGACUACUGUAGUCUUCAACCCUCCCCUUCCCUGUUUGUUUUGGUUUUCUUGUAGCUUUAGAAUUUUGUUGAGAAUAAAAACAAUGUUAAUGAAUACUGUCAUUAUGAGAACAAUGAAUGAAGAAAACCAGGAGAAUGUAAUCUGCAGCUGAUUAACUUGAAUUUUUUCCCCUUGACAAGUGAAUGAGGUUUGGUAUUUGCACAAUCAAUGUCUGUCAUCUCUGAUGUAAGAAACCUGAUAUCUGGAAAGUUGUUGUACAGCGAUUUUUUUUAGAUGGUGUAAAGUCAUUGUUGUAAUAACUGAGCAGUGUAUAUUUCUGUGUCAUCCAGAUAACAGUCUUGAUUUCAUGAGAGAUUGAAUGAUGUGUAAAAAAAAAAA